This is a messenger RNA of Penaeus monodon (black tiger shrimp), 1192 nucleotides long. RefSeq lists its product as uncharacterized. Lineage: Eukaryota; Metazoa; Arthropoda; Malacostraca; Decapoda; Penaeidae. The record is from RefSeq and is a predicted model, not a curated record. The transcript has a single exon. The coding region runs from base 220 to 837 and encodes 205 amino acids.
UGAUGGCCGCAGUGCAAGGGUCUUGGUGUCAAGGUGCUGGUCGAUGCUCCGCGAAUUAGUGUUAGAGAACAUUUACUUGCUGAACAAUGUCUGCGAAUGCAGCGCUAAGCUCAAGACUUGAGCAGUGAAUAAUAUUUGAUCUCAGAGCGAGUGACAGUGCCUCUCUCCUGGCGUUGGUGUUCACCGCUGCUUCCGGUACGUUUAUAAGAAGUGAUCAGAAUGGCCAACACGGGGCCGGCCUGGCAUCCAUGCUCGUUGCAGGAGCAGUUUGAAAGAUCGAUGCGAUUAGACUCUUCACCUUAUUCAUCUCUGGAUAAUAACUAUCGCCGCCGCCAAUGUCGGAGUGGGAGUUCGACGCCUACAUCGACCCCAACACUAAGUCGGAGGGCAACUCCACCCUACUCCCGACACUCCACACCGUCCACGCCCAUAUUCAGCCGAAAAUCAACCCCGCCCUGCACCCGACACACCGGCCCCUCCAGUCGAACCCGUCUUCUGGGUGUCCCAAGACAGUCCUCGGAGUCAUUGGCAGGCUCCGUGGCCAGCAGUCGAGCUAGCACGCCCUCGAGGUCGACUCGAAGACACCACAGCAGAAGCUGCUCCCCACGCCCGCAAUCCGAGUCAGACGCCCUAGAGUCGCCUGUGAUUCAGCAGGAAGCCUUCACGCGCGCCAUCCUUUAUCCUUCGUCCCUUCAUCGGAACCUUCGUCUCGCCGCCAUGGUCUUCGUGAUGGCGCACGUGUCCUUCAAGACGUUGGUUCCUUGGGCACUCAGCCCCAUCCUCAGCAGGAUCUCGUUCGACUGGACUCCUCGCUCCAUCAGCGUCGGCAUUCCGUAGCGUGCAAAGCGCCUAAGGCUAAAUUCCCCUGGAAGAGGUGGGAGGCCAGGCGCUUUCCGUAUGUCAAGAUAUUGUGAGUUACGCCUGCCCUUUAUGGAGCAUUUGUUAUGACACUUCACAAAUAGUUUUGAGAUUACUAUUUAUUUUCCGUGCUACCAUUUUUUUCUUUUUUUUUAAGAAUGAGCCUCUGUAAACCACCGCCGCCUGUAUGUCUGACAAUAAUGAAAUUUUCAUCGGCUUCUCAGAGAAUUGCUUUCCUAGUCACAACUAUUAACUGAGAUUAUGUGAGGAUUUAACAAGCUCAGACCGAGUGAAUGAACCUGUGUGUAGUGAUAAAUAGUGAACAUAAUCCACC